AUAUAUAUGCGACACGCUCUGUGAUUAUAUUAUAUUUUUACCUCCUAAAUUUUCUUGUGUCACGAGUUUUGAUGACAGUUGAAGUUCUGCUUGUAUUUAGAAUAGAUAGAUCUAGAUUUUAAGAUUUAGCCAGGAAGACGAAUGUAUAUGGUGAAAUACAAUUUUUUCUCGUAAUGUGGGACAGUUUGCAAGUUUCCGAAAAUGCCAAGCGUGAGGAUUUCGUUAAAACACAUACACAUCCUGUAGUUACUUGGACUUUUGGUGAUGUGUCGUCUGAUCGACCCAACCUACGAUCCUCAACAUACGAGCGGUUGUCCACUUCUAGAAGUCAAGAAUCGGAAGACAGUGGCGUCAAAACGUCAGUUUCCACUUCUCAUAACGAAGAUGAACCACCCGUCUCUCCUACUUUUACCAUCUCUGACGGCGCCAGGAAGAAGCGCUCGCGGAAGCUCUCUACCGUUUCCUCGGGACCGUCGCUUCGAUCAAUUCCCUCCUCCCCGCUGUUUGACUUCCCCACUUUUGACGAGUUAUUUGAAGGGAGCGGGAAGUGGAAUGUGAAGCUGUCGAUGCACCACAGUAAACCGGUGUUUCUCCACCAGCAGUCCUAUCCCGGACCAACGGUUCCAGAUUUAGAUGAGGACGCCGAUGAGGUGGAAAUUUCAGUACCGCACACAGAGGACAGACGAAAAUCUUUUAAAAAGCAGGACAGCACUAUGUCUCAGAACCUCAGUAUGUUAGUGUACAGCAGCUGGACGGGAUCCAAGGGGUUCCGAGGGUAUCGUGAUCGCUUAGGCAACGCACUGCACCACCGAUACUGCAUGUGUUGUAGAUUGGAAAGUACUCUCUUUAUCGGCCUCUAUUGCCUCGUUGGACUCUUCUUGACCUGCACGGGUAUUGUCUGUUUCCUGGAUUGCCCGGAUGAGAUUUUGGUUUCCUGUUAUCUCAUAUUGGAUGGAUUUUUGUCGGUGUUUGUAUUUCCCACGCUAAUAAUGGGAUGGACCAAACGCAUUGGUGGAUGUGUGGGAGAGCAAGAAAAAGUAGGGUCCGGGUCAUUUUGGAUCUCAGUUUUGGUCCUAAGAAUUCUUUUAACAGCAUCAGGAACCUUCGUCUGUGUUCACAGAUACUUUAUUGCCGAGCCGGUGUGGACUUCAACAACAUGUGAAUAUGAAUUCUACGCGCUUUUUGGAGGAGUGGUAUUCGAAUGGACAUUCUGUGCGACUGUGAUUCUUCUACCCACGUGUUUUUUCUGUAUUCUUUAUUUAUUUGCACCGUCAUAUGGAUCAAAAUCGGACAUGACUCUCAUUACAUGAUAUGAUCCCUGAUUAUAUAGAGUUCAUCGUUUCAUGUAGAGAAACAGUCAGAUAAAUGAAGAAAAGUUAUAUGUUCACGAUUGUAUGUAUUGACAGGGUAUUGUGAGCUUCCUUUCUUGCUAUAUGUAAAGUACAAUAUUUAUGAGCAGACAUUAUGUGAAUUUUCAAUGUUUUUGUUCUCGAUAUCUUUAUAAAUUUGCCAUUUUCUCGUGAAUGCGUUGCAGUUGUGAACAAGCAUGCAUGAAUCUUGAUAAAUAUAUAACGUCUACGGAUGGGAAUUCUGACAGAAAUAUAAAUAAAAGAAAUAAAUAUUAGGUUUGAAAAUGCGACGCUUCACGCCGGUAUACUUUUCCGGCGUGACGUUCUUAAUGAAAAGUAGUGCCGGCAUGCAGGCGUCGCAGUUCAUACCCUAAUAUAUUUUCAAAAAUGAAAUCUAUUUCUUAAAUAAUAUAAAAUCUAUGAAAUAAUAUGUAAUGUACUAAAAUAUUGUUUAUUAUAGUAAACCCAGAUUCUGUAUAUAUCAAGUUAUGCAAGUCAGCGUGUCAUCAGGUUUCUAAAUAAAAAUUCCAGUUACUGUAA
Molecule: messenger RNA, 1889 nt
Organism: Ostrea edulis (European flat oyster)
Lineage: Eukaryota; Metazoa; Mollusca; Bivalvia; Ostreida; Ostreidae
Exons: 6
Coding region: 174-1310 (378 amino acids)
Source: RefSeq, a predicted model, not a curated record